Propithecus coquereli (Coquerel's sifaka) is the source of this 714-nucleotide messenger RNA. Its product is annotated as germ cell-specific gene 1 protein-like. Gene Ontology annotation, cellular component: plasma membrane. NCBI's taxonomy places the organism in Eukaryota, Metazoa, Chordata, Mammalia, Primates, Indriidae. The transcript has 3 exons. The record is from RefSeq and is a predicted model, not a curated record. Bases 1 to 714 code for a protein of 237 amino acids.
AUGAAGACGAGCCGCCGCGGCCGAGCGCUCCUGGCCGUGGCCCUGAACCUGCUGGCGCUGCUCUUCGCCACCACCGCCUUCCUCACCACACACUGGUGCCAGGGCACGCAGCGGGUGCCCAAGCCCGGCUGUGGCCAGGGCGGGCGCGCCAACUGCCCCAACUCGGGCGCCAACGCCACGGCCAACGGCACCGCCGCCCCCGCCGCCGCCGCCGCCGCGGGGAACGGCCCCCCUGGCGGCGCGCUCUACAGCUGGGAGACCGGCGACGACCGCUUCCUCUUCAGGAAUUUCCACACCGGCAUCUGGUACUCGUGCGAGGAGGAGCUCGGCGGGCUCGGUGAGGCGAGGGGCCCCGCGCCGCCGCCACGACACCGAUCCCCGCGCUCGGCGGGGCUGGGGGGACGUUCGGGGAAGGAGGACGCCGUGGGCAAGGUCCGGGGGCCGGAACGUUGGGCGUCCGGGACGCCCCGCGCUGGAAGGUUCGAGGCAGAGCUCCGGCCCCCGGUGAACGCCCGCGGCUGCUUUGGGGACGUUGCCGCGCCCCGGGAAGAUUCUCAGAGCCAGGAGCCAAGCGGGCCAUUCUUCUACUCCCACCUUCGACCGCACCGGACCUCGCAGACGGGAGUGGGGAGUCGGGGGAGUCCCGUGGGUCCCCGGGAAGCCGGACCCGCCCAGUGGCACCCCUGUUUGCAGAAGCCAGGGAGCCCUCGGUGA